GGCACCUGCCUCCCGCGCAUGCGCGCCAGGCGGUGACGCAGGACCUGGACUUGCGCGUUCAGCAAAGAGCAGAAGAAGCCGGCGACCUUGCGCUCUCUGCCUGAUUCCUGCCUAGCGGACCGAACAUUCGCAGCUGAAGAGAUGGCAUUUGUCAAGAGUGGAUGGUUGCUCCGGCAGAGUACUAUUUUGAAGCGCUGGAAGAAGAAUUGGUUUGACCUGUGGUCCGAUGGCCACCUGAUCUACUAUGAUGAUCAGACCCGGCAGAGUAUAGAGGAUAAGGUCCACAUGCCAGUGGACUGCAUCAAUAUCCGCGUGGGGCACGAGUGUCGGGAUAUCCAGCCUCCAGAUGGGAAGCCCAGAGACUGUCUGCUGCAGAUCGUCUGCCGAGACGGGAAAACCAUCAGUCUCUGUGCAGAGAGCACAGACGAUUGUCUGGCAUGGAAGUUUACACUGCAGGAUUCCAGAACAAACACGGCUUACGUUGGCUCAGCGAUACUGUCUGAAGAGACUGCCGUGGCUGCCUCGCCUCCCCCCUAUGCUGCCUACGCUGCACCGACCCCUGAGGUCUAUGGCUAUGGUCCAUACAGUGGCGCAUACCCAGCAGGAACUCAAGUUGUCUAUGCUGCCAAUGGGCAGGCCUAUGCAGUGCCAUACCAGUACCCAUAUGCAGGAGUUUAUGGACAGCAGCCUGCCAAUCAAGUCAUCAUCCGUGAGCGGUACCGAGACAAUGACAGUGACCUGGCCCUGGGCAUGCUUGCUGGGGCAGCCACAGGCAUGGCUCUGGGGUCUCUGUUCUGGGUCUUCUAGAGCCUUCAGGGUGUUCUGUGCAUCGCUUCUGUUAGUCCUGUGUGCAAUAGUCGAUCUUCAGGACAUUUCUGUUUGUGACACGUGUCUUUCAUAAUAAUUUAAAUAGUUCUUUUGAAGAUGGUAAUCUGGUGAUUGUGACUGACCUGCAUGGCACCACAGAGAAGGCCUGGAGGUAUGCUGUGAAUGAGAGCCGAGCUCCUGGGGUACUGGUUUGCAGCAGGUCUUCCCUGGGGAGCUCUUGGACCACCUUGUGUAAACACUCCCGUUUAAAAGGGCAUUUCCUGUUGAGUUAGGUACAGUACUUAGUUAAGGGAUGACUUUCCCUGCUAUGCCAAUACUAAUCUGAUAGAGGAGGAUGUGACUGAGUGUGGUAAGAAGAAUUCAACUUCUUUUACUUUAACUGUGAAAUCUCACUGUAGACCUAGAGCUGUGGCUGGUGGCUCCAGCAGGCAGGGCAGUGGUGUGAGAACCCUGGUAUCCGCCCUCAGUAGCUCCCGGGUACCUACCUACAAGAUUGACUGCUCAGGAUGAGAACGGACACUCCUUCCCUUUAGAAAUUAUUCUGCAGGAAUCCGCCCAGCUUUAGUCUCUUGUUAUCCUUCUGUUUGCUUUUCCCGGGAAUAAGUGGAAAUAGUCUCAAGUUAGGGAUUGAUUUGAGCCUCAGAACUUGAGGCUUCACCUUUAAACCUUGCCCAGUGAAGACUAGUGAGUGGCAAAUGGGUGGAGGCAGGCUGGAGUCUGCCCAGGGAUGUGUUUCCGAGCUGGCUUUGGGUCUGUCGGUUGCCAGCUCAGUCUGUCUGUAGCCUAUUUUUCUACUUGUAAAGGAAGUGCGGUGAGGGGGAUGGGGGAGAGCUUUAGCAUAAUGUCCCUGUCUCGGGCCUUCUGGGGCCCAAGCUGUACAAGGGCACUCUUUAACUCCUGGGGAGGCUUGUCUUUAGCCCUGGUCGGGCCCCGUGGCUGUCCAGAGUGUGGGGAUAAACCAGAGCUGGGUGGAGACGAUUUAAGUCCUGAGUGAGAAGCGAGAUAGGGUAGAGUCUUGGGGAGUUUGUUUUAAUCCCUCGUAUUAGUGGGGAAUCCAGCCUCGUUUUUAUUCAUGACCCGCUCAUGAUAGAAAAGCCUAAACUAUUUCUGGUCCCCAGAUGUGUGAUGCUCUGGGAAACCCAUAGUCCUGUUUUCUGAGAAAAAACCAACUGUAUUUCUAGCAUUAGAAAGCACAUGUUCCAUGUAUGCCAACCUUCUGUUCAUUCAUGUUUAAAGCUCCCGUUGCCAGCUUUGUGGCUGGCAUGUUUGAAACAGUGCCCUUUCACAGCGGUGGGCAGCGCGGUGAAGGCGCUGCUCCCUGCUCUUAGUCCCGUUUCUCCAGAGCGCCCCCAGUAAGCACACUGGGAAUGUGCCCAGCCCAGCGCGUGCGUGCUGCCUUGCUACACUGCUUGGCCGCUUUUUCUUCGUCAGUUCAAGUCUUGAACAUAUCUCCAUGUGAGACGGUUGCCAAGUAGAUGUGAUGGUGCCCGAGGUGUUUUUCUAGCUACUCCUUGGGGACUUGUUGACACAGCGCUGCUGAUUUCUGGCUGAAAUUUGCUUUGUCAUCUCUGGUAAGAUGGCUAUGUGACAACAUGGUUCUGAUGGUUUGUAGUGUCACCUUAAUAAAGGUAAUGUUGAUUUUAUGUCCUGUGUUGUAAAAAUGACUUUUUACAAUGUUAUCAUUCUUAAAGCUCCAUGCUUUACUUACAAAACAUUAAAAUCAGUUUUCAGUGAUGCACAAGGAUAUUAAUUACUGGGAUUCCUAGAACCAGAAAGUAUUAAGUCAUGCCCCUGAAGUGCUACUGAAUUAUCUCCUGUAAUCCCACGGGUGUGCCGUGCCUAGACCUUGACCCCAGUGGGACUAGCUUUAACAGGCAGCCAUAGUUGAGCCUGAUCAUAUCUUGCCACCAGUUGCUUGAUUCUGGAAUGAAAUGCACUCUGGGUGUGAAGAUGGACUCAGGCAUUUCAUUUCCUUGGCCCCUGUCCUUGUAGAUGCUGUCCUUUUAUUGCUUCAGCCGAGUCAUUUUGUGCCUCAGGUCAGUCAUGAGAUUCAUGAGUUGGAGGGAACUGCUUGUUCAGGACUGAGGAGCAUUUCCCUUCCGUGGAUACUUUUAAAUAAUGACCCAAGGCUGGAAGACAUCGGCUGCUGACACUGUGUGGCUGAUUUUAUCGCUCUCUUAGUUCUUUGAGUUAACAACUUUCCGUAUGAAAGAGGGAAGCCUGAGGUUCAUAUCUCAGAUCAGCACUUGUCAAGGAGGCCCAAGCUUUGCGUAUUUUAGAUCCUCAGUUCCCACAGGAGCCUUCUGAAGUGUGGGAAGUUCCUGUGGUUGAGACAGGAUGAUCCAGACUUCUUUUCUACCUGUGUUGUUGCUCCUAUGUAUCCUUUCAUUUUGCCUUCUAGUUCAUGUAGAUGAAAGCAGAGGACACAGGCAAUUUUCUUUGUGAUUGCUUUUGUGCUUCUGUUAUUCUGUUAUGUCUACAGAGCCUAUGUUCUCCCUGUGUGCACAAAUGGUAUGUAUGUUUAUAAGUGAACUUGUUAAAAUAUUAAAUGAUCAUUAACCUUAAA
Messenger RNA from Mesocricetus auratus (golden hamster), 3394 nucleotides. It is a transcript of the gene Plekhb2, whose product is annotated as pleckstrin homology domain containing B2. Bases 142 to 807 code for a protein of 221 amino acids. Lineage: Eukaryota; Metazoa; Chordata; Mammalia; Rodentia; Cricetidae. Gene Ontology annotation, biological process: regulation of cell differentiation. The transcript is spliced from 8 exons. The record is from RefSeq and is a predicted model, not a curated record. Gene Ontology annotation, cellular component: membrane.